AGAGUGAACGGAGGAUGGACGAGAGGCAGAGAUGACUGAUUAAGUUUCAAAAGCUGUGAAAGGAACUGUUAAAACAGCUAUAGAUUACCAUGCGUGAGGUUUAAUGCAGGUUUUCAUGGCUGAGGUUUCCUUUGGAUGGUUGUGCCUGCAAGGGAGAAGCGCCUGCUAGAGCAGCAGUCUCUGCAUAAGUGCUGUUUGCUCAGUCGAGAAGUGUUUGCCUUUGGCAGGCAUGCAGACCUGGCUCCCUUAGGGAGGGCUGGGCCCAUGUGCAAGACAGGAGGGAAGCCUGCUCUCCACUCCGCUGGCCACGCAGAAUAGCAGAGGUGUCUUCCCCAGCCCCGGGAGCUGCUGAGCUGGGCUCUCCUGUGGAAGAGGCGGCAUGUUCAGCAGGUCUGCUGGGAGAGGAGGCCGAGGUGCUCCCUGGUGCUGUGAGGAGAGGUCCGGGCUGCCUCUCCCGCAGGGAGCAGCCUGAAGGGAGGAAAUGCCUGGAGGACUUGGGCCGGUCUGCUGCAUUGGUGAGGGGAGGGCCCAGCAUCCUCCUCUGGAUUCCCUGAACUGGGGCAGAUCCAGGUCGCUGAGGAGAGAACUUCUGCCCUCCCUGUCUUAUUUCCUGCUCCCUGUUUGGAACCGCUGUGAUUAGUAGUGGUGACUGCCUGAGCCAAAAGAAGCCAGCAGCCUGUCAGUUUUGGUACCACAGGACUGCAGGAGUGGACUUUGCCUGGCCAAGCUACUGGAGGUGGCCAUAGCUUUGUCAGGGACAGCCUCCCCAGUGUGGUCUUGGUCCAGCUGAAUGCUCUUAGAGGUGGUUUAAUGUGGUCUCUUGCAUUACAGGAAAGUCUGUCUCUGAAAAUAUAUUUCAAAAGACAGCAGAAGUUUUUAAGCCCUCUGGAUGUGGUGGAGAGGCUGGUCACAGCAGGCUUGGCCCCUGUUCUACAGGUGGAGGCUGUUCCCUGGUCCCGUCUGUCCAUUGUGUUUGCAACAGGUUUGUGUGAAGUGAAAUCUGCAUGGCACCUUCCUCCUCUAGCUCACCCGAGCAUCCUGUAAACAGCAAUUUAUGGUUGCAGCAGCCUGGGAGACUGGUAAAUAAGUGUAACUAAUUCCUACAAAUAAGGAACGCUGUCUAGGCAGUGAUGAACACCACAGAAAUGUCUGUGUACAAUUGCUUAUCUUGUACUUGUCUCAGGGCAGAUGAUUUCCACAGGUUUAAAUGGAGCCAAAAGACUGAUGUAGUUUUUUACCCUUGACAAUCUCUAUGCCAGAGGGUAACUCAUUGGCCCUGUUACUCUACCUUGGUUACUCUACCUUAGAGUAAUGACUCUAGAAUAAUGGACUGCACGUCUGUUCCUUCUAGCUCACCCUCUGGCCCAUCAUCUCACUGCUGCUUCUCUGGGGCUUUGGUGCUUAAUACGAGGGGAAGAGGACCUCAGUUUGCUGUGUGAGUAGUGGAGGAGGCAUGAGUCCUCAGGCUGAAGGGGCUGGUGAGGGAGUCUGUCCUGAGAAAAGUCAGUGUGCUAUGCCACACUCCCUAAAAGCUCAUAGGCCUUGGGUGUUUUCCCCGUGGCUGACAAGUGCAGACUGCUUGGUGUGUAUGCUUCUGCUGGUGGUGCCCACUGGCGUAACCAAAGGAAAUGCUGUUUUGGGGACAGUGCACCUCUCUUCAAAAGUGUAGAGCUGCAAAAUCCAGUGAAGAAAGGAGCUUGUGCUUCCAAACAGUGGAUAAAAGAAGGGUAGAAGGGACAAGAGAGGUGAAAGACGAGGUGAACAGGUGGAAAAAGCCCUGCUUACACUGUGUGGGAAGCUCUGUAGCUUGAGUGUAUGUUUUGUGUUUAUUGGGGAGAAAAAACAGUGACAGGGUAGCAAAGGGAGGGAAACCUGGAACUGUUGUGGCCUUCCAGGGCAUACGCUCUCUCAUCCAUAAACUACAGGAGAAGAUGACAAUAUAACCAGGAAUAACUGCUCUGCAAAGUCUGCUCUUCUGGGCUGAGUCUGAGCCUGGUCUUGAAGAAGGACGUGCCUGGUUUGUACACCAAAUGCAAGGAAGGCAGACAGCCCAGAAGAGUUUACAGUUGACGUCUCUGGCUGUAACACAGCAGCUCAACACCGGUUUCUAACUGGCCUGAGACAACUUCCUGGGGAAACCUGGAGGGACAGCGUGGGCAAGCUUGGAUAUGAGGAAAAAUUUCUUCACCUGAAGAGUUAUCAAACAUUGGAACAGGCUGCCCAGGGAACUCGUGGAAUCACCAUCCCUGGAGGUAUGGAUGGGAAGAAAUGCAGCGUGUGGAUGUUUUUACCUCUCGUGUUUACCCUGUUUACAUCAGCUGGAUUAUGGAUAGUGUACUUUAUAGCAGUGGAAGACAACAAAAUUCUCCCACUGAAUGUACCAGAUAGGAAACCUGGUUCCAAAAGACCACCUUAUAUAAGUAUUGCAGGUGACACACCUCCUGCAAGCUGCGUGUUUAGCCAAGUCAUGAACAUGGCGGCAUUUCUAGCGCUUGUCAUGGCUGUCCUGCGCUUCAUUCAGCUGAAGCCCAAGGUGCUGAACCCUUGGCUGAACGUUAGCGGCCUGGUGGCGUUAUGCUUGGCCUCUUUUGGGAUGACCCUACUUGGCAACUUUCAGCUUUCCAACGAUGAGGAGAUCCACAAUGUGGGCACAUCGCUGACCUUUGGUUUUGGGACCUUGGCGUGCUGGAUCCAGUCUGCCCUCACCCUCAAGAUCAACCUGAAGAAUGAGGGAAGGAAAGUCGGGAUUCCACGAGUCGCCCUGUCGACCAGCAUUACCCUCUGUGUGGUGCUCUAUUUCAUCCUCAUGGCACAGGGCAUCCACAUACAUGCUUCCAGGAUCCAGUGGGGUCUGGUGAUGUGCUUCCUGUGCUACUUUGGCACGUUUGCAGUGGAGUUUAGGCACUACAGAUUUGAGAUCGUUUGCUCCGAGUACCAGGAAAACUUUCUGAGCUUUUCCGAAAGCUUAUCGGAAGCCUCUGAGUACCAGACAGAUCAGGUGUAGCCUGUCCUCUGGCAGGGGGAGGGGGGCAGGUGUGGUCUUGUGGGUUAAACAUGACCUCAUUUACACUUUUUUGAUUAGUUUGUUUUCAUGUGCAAUCAUGAUUGUAUUGCCAAAGGGCUCUGAGGGUGGCUGUCUCAGCAAGAGCCAAACAAAAAUAGCUGUCUGCUGAAAGGAGUGGAUUCUUCUCAGCGGCAGCAUUAGAGAGCACAAACUGUUUGGUUUGUGCUACCAGCGACUCUUUCUGAGUGGCUCUGUCACACUCCUGUUGUUCAAAACAUUCAAUAGCAAGUCCUCACGAUGCCCCUCCGAGACAGGCACUCCUCAGCCUGUUCUGCAGAGGAGGAAAUGAAGGAAACAGACUUCUCCGGGCACUGAGUCUUCAGGAGUUGACGGUUCCCGAGUCACCAGACUACAUCUUUCAUGUGUUUCUUGGAUUGUUUCCUUUGCUGCCAGCUGUUGUAAUUUGGUAGGAUGAGAAAGAGUGACUACUUCUCGACUUGGAACCGGGCAGUGGAAGACCCCAACUGACUGGCUUUUAUGGCGAGCAGGCAGGCAUUUCUUCCAGCCUGGAAAGCAGCCGACAGUAAAGCUGGGUUUGGGAGAAACUGUGCUGUGAUCAGGAAACGAGACUUGGCCAAUGCUGCCUCGUAACUGGACAGACUGUCCCCAGGCCAGAGGAGAUGGCACAGUGGGGUGCUGUGCUUGGCUUUUUCUUUCAGACCCAACAGCGGGGGCUGGUGGAAGCAAGGUGCUGAGUUCAGAUGGGAAUGCCUGCAUGCUCUGAAGAUGACCCGGAAAAGGCUGCUCUUUCCAACAGCCUCCCUCAGGAGGGACAGGUGAAGGUACAGAUCAGAGCUCAGGAAGGCCACACGCACAUUAGUACUCUACUUUGGAUGUCCACGAGAGCGAGCUCAAGCGCAGCCACACAGAAAUGAGUAAGUAGCAAGUGACACCCAUGCACAAAGUGGCAGCAGCGGGGAACUGGGGUUUGGGACUGCUUCUGCUUCCGCUAUUGCUGGGUAUAACCUAGCUGUGCCUCUACACAGCCCCUACUGAGCCCCUGCUGAAAUUGUACGACAGUCAGGGAGGUGAUACAGCUUCCUUGGCAGGACAUGGCUGUCUGCCUUAAAGAAAGGACCUGGGAGGGCAAAAGCAGGAAAACAAAAUGUUCACGGGUCUUAAAAAAAAAAAAAAAAAAAAAGAGAUUUGCCUUUAGGUGCUGGGAUCACUGGUGACAGACAGAAAGGCUAAAUACUGGGAUGGAGUAUUCCCAAAUGAAAUACUGGGAUAAUGAAAGCAA
Messenger RNA from Chroicocephalus ridibundus (black-headed gull), 4304 nucleotides. It is a transcript of the gene TMEM150C, whose product is annotated as transmembrane protein 150C. The transcript has 11 exons. Gene Ontology annotation, cellular component: plasma membrane. Lineage: Eukaryota; Metazoa; Chordata; Aves; Charadriiformes; Laridae. The record is from RefSeq and is a predicted model, not a curated record. Bases 2255 to 3004 code for a protein of 249 amino acids.